Solenopsis invicta (red fire ant) is the source of this 1287-nucleotide messenger RNA. Its product is annotated as GPN-loop GTPase 3. Bases 213 to 1034 code for a protein of 273 amino acids. Lineage: Eukaryota; Metazoa; Arthropoda; Insecta; Hymenoptera; Formicidae. The record is from RefSeq and is a predicted model, not a curated record. Gene Ontology annotation, molecular function: GTPase activity. The transcript is spliced from 3 exons.
CGGCGUGACGAUGACCAACGCUGACCUAGCUUUUAUUUACGCGUGCUUGGCGUGCUUUUGUGCGAGACGAUGUUAUGAGACUCUUGCUUUCAAUAACUUAAGUGUUUCGUGUAAUUUUUCUUCUGAAAUAAUAAAUACAGAAUAUAAGAAUUAGAAAUAUCAAGGAUACAAACAGUUAUUUGUAUUUUUAUAAAUAUAUAUUUUCUAUCAAAAUGAGGUACGCUCAGUUAGUAAUGGGUCCAGCCGGCAGCGGCAAGUCCACUUAUUGUACAACCAUGCAACGACAUGGUGUUGAUUCAAAACAAACGAUAGACGUUGUGAAUUUAGAUCCUGCAGCAGAAUAUUUUGAUUAUGAGCCUUUAGCGGAUAUAAGAGACUUGAUUCAAUUAGAUGAUGCCAUGGAAGACGAUGAAUUCAACUUUGGACCCAAUGGUGGACUUAUAUUCUGCAUGGAGUACUUGAUGGAAAAUGCAAAAUGGCUGGAAGAGAAAUUAGGUGACGUAGACGAUGAUUAUGUAAUAUUUGAUUGUCCAGGACAAAUCGAAUUGUAUACUCAUAUGACUGUGAUACGACAACUGAUAACCACCCUGCAGAAUUUGAAUUUCCGUGUAUGUGGAGUAUUUCUGAUAGAUGUUCAAUUCAUGAUAGAUGCGUCAAAGUUUCUGUCAGGCACUUUGGCAGCCCUUAGCGUAAUGAUAAACUUAGAAAUUCCACAUAUUAGUAUUCUCAACAAAAUGGACUUGCUUUCAAAAAGCGUGCGAAAAAAACUAGACAAAUAUAUCGAUCCUGAUCCAGAUAGUUUAUUAGCAGAUACAGACGAUCCAUGGAACGAGAAGUAUCGCAGUCUUACAGAAAGUCUUGGUAAAAUUAUAGCAGAUUAUAGCUUAGUGCAUUUUUUGCCGUUAAACAUCAAGGAUGAGGAAAGUAUCGCAGAUAUAAAGUUAACGAUUGAUAAUACCAUACAAUAUGGCGAAGAUGCAGAUGUAAAAAUGAGAGACUUUGAUGAACCAUGCGAAGAUAACGAAACUGAAUGAAUCUUAAUCAUUACAUAUAAAAACGAAAGUUAUUUUACACAUUGUAUGUAUAUAUGUACAGUUUAUUUUUUGAAAUCAAUUAUUAAAAAAGAAAAUUAAAAAAAUGUUGCAAGCAUAAAAAUGCUCCGCUAAUUUAUAUUGUUAAUUUUUAUAAAAUUUCCUUUAUACAAUAUUUCAUAUUAUACUGAGUCUACGUAUUAUACUUUCAUCUAUCAACAUACAUAUCUAAUGUGUUAAAUACAAACAUGAGACA